Molecule: messenger RNA, 4707 nt
Organism: Geodia barretti
Lineage: Eukaryota; Metazoa; Porifera; Demospongiae; Tetractinellida; Geodiidae
Source: the annotation of a GenBank genome assembly
CCGGUGUACUACUAAUAAAACGGGUGUGUCGUCCGUCCCAAGUGCGUCCGAUUUUUGCCUGAUCGUGAAGAUGGGGGUUCUCCGUGCACUGCUUCUGCUCCUCGUCGUUGCUGCUGCGUCCGCGGCUCUAGUGAAGCGGCAAGACUCGGAGGAGGCGAUAGUGUACAAGCUGUUCCACGUCGAUUCCCUGGUCGUAUCUCGCUACGCCGUCACGAGCAUCACGAGUGUCGUGCAGAACAGCGACCCAGAGCAAUCCAAGGAACUGGAAUUCCGCAUGCAGCUACCGGAGACUGCCUUCAUAUCAAACUUUUCCAUGUCAGUGAACGGGAGGACGUACUAUGGGGUUGCAAAAGAGAAGGCAGAGGCAGAGCAAGAGUUUGAGGAGAGGAUAAGUGCUGGGGAGAACGCUGGACUGGUUCAAUCAAGGGGUUCCGAAGUGUUUUCCAUUCGCAUCAACACAGCGGCAGACUCCGAGGCGGCGUUUGUCCUCAAGUAUGAGGAGUUGAUUGUACGUCGCCGCUCCAAGUACAGCUACAGCGUCAACCUCAACCCUGGAUCAGUGGUAAAUGACUUUCAGGCUCGGGUUAGGGUCGUCGAUCCUCAAGGAGUUGUGGAAACGGCUGCGUCUGACUUUGUGUCGUCCCAAAGACUCUCCGAUACAGAAGUUGUGUUCUCCUACCAACCAUCGGCUGAUCAACAGAGAGAAGACUCGACCGAAUAUGGGCUCGGGCGAGACCUGGAUAUAGAAUUUGACGUUACUCCAACCUCUGUCAGUGUGGGAGAGUUUGUGGUGGACAGCAACUGCUAUUUUGCUCAGUUUUUCUCAAAGACUGGAGCCGAAGCGGUCCCUGUGGACCUGGUGUUUGUGAUUGACGUCUCUGGCUCAAUGUCGGGGACCAAGAUCGCACAGACGCGAGAGGCCCUGGAGACAAUCAUCAAUCAGCUGCGGGACACUGACCGGUUCACAAUGCUCACCUUCUCUACCAACGUCAGGUACUGGCGCGAGGAUCUUGUCUCUGCAAGCGAGUACCGACUUGAAGGGGUCGAGUUUGCACAAUCACUGCUGGCCAAUGGCGGCACCAAUUUUAAUGCUGGACUUCUCGACGGGAUAGAAGUUCUGAAGGGGAGAGAUGAGUCCGCCAGCCAAAGCCGCAUACCUCUUCUUGUGGUGCUCACCGAUGGAGAGCCGACACAGGGUGUGACUGAUGAAGACAAAAUUGUCGCUAACGCCAGGGAAGCCCUCACCGGCACGUCAAUCUCCCUCAACUGCCUCGGUUUUGGUCAAAACCUAAACUUUCAGCUGCUCGAGAGACUGGCUCUACAGAACGACGGGAUCGUGAGGACAAUCUACGAGGGAGAUGAUGCAGCGGAACAGUUGGAAGGUUUUUUCGACGAAAUUUCGACACCCGUCUUGCAAAACAUCAAGAUCUCCUAUGACGAUAACUCGGUGAAAACUUCCUCCGCCACAGAGUUUCCUCUGCUGUUUGAAGGUGGGGAGAUAGUGGUGGCAGGUCAGUGUAACAAGGACACACAGAAUAUCGACGUGGAAGUUGUGGGAACAGGUACCGACGGUCAGGUGUCCUUCACUGCUGAAAUCAGUACCAAUCCAACUAGCAUCGUUGGAGACUACUCUCCAUCGACAGAGAGGCUCCAGGCGUAUUUGCUAAUACAACAACUUCUCAACAGCCGACUGGCGUCAACCGAUCAGUCUGAGAUUAACGCUAACCUCCUAAAAGCCCUGGACCUUUCGCUGAAGUAUAACUUUGUCACGGAGCUUACGUCGCUCAUUGUGGUAGAGGAGAUAUGCUCGGGGUCCGGGAAUGAGACCCUCAUUGGCGGUGGGAACGAUUUUGGUGGCGGCGAAGAUUUUGCUAACUCUCCUGGAGUUUCAAUGAACUCAGGAGCUUCAGUUGGGGCACUACCUGUCAUAUUAUCAGUAUCUCUGCUGGUCGUUGUAGUUCUAGUCGUGUCAGCCGUUGUUCUAGCUGCAGUGUUUAUCAAGAGAAGAAGAGCGACUCAUCGACGUCUUAAUGACAGCGUUACUCCACAGCAAUGCAUUGAAAAGGACACAGUCAUUUGAUUUUUUACUUCAGCUCACUGCUUCCAUAUAGCAGGCAUACAUUGUGCAGGUCGGGUGAAAGCUCAGAGAGUCCAACGGCGCUGUCGUCCUCGGUCCUGUUUGCUGCCCUCUUCCAUCUUCUACUAUGCUAGUUUUGACCCCUGCCCAAAUAUUUUCAAUCCAUCGCCAUAAUGGAAAACAAUCUCCGUUCUGUGUUGUCGUAUCUACUGUAUACUGUUCGUGUAAUAGUAAUAUCAAUGCGCAUGCGCUAAUAAUGUUUAUGCGUUGCCCCCGGAUACAAAAUGGCGGGCGCGGAGGAGAAAGAACCCGAAAAUAUCGUGCACAGGAACGCGAUCUUCUGCGAGACCAUUCACAAGGAGCAGAGGGACCAGAAACUCUACACCAGCUACGGCGUCAACCCCUACAAGAAGAUGCACGUUGUAGCUGGAAAGCCAAACUCCCCUCACGAUUCAGCAGACGCAGCAGAAGACGGUGAGGCUAGAUACGAGUUUCUACAGACCUACAGAAAGGCCCAGGGAACCCCACGGAGCAGAUACAGCUAUCCACAGACAGAGGCACAGGAGAUCGGCUGGGACACAAAACCCCUGAUGGGGGUUCUCCGUGCACUGCUUCUGCUCCUCGUCGCUGCUGCUGCGUCCGCGGCUCUAGUGAAGCGGCAAGACUCGGAGGAGGCGAUAGUGUACAAGCUGUUCCACGUCGAUUCCCUGGUCGUAUCUCGCUACGCCGUCACGAGCAUCACGAGUGUCGUGCAGAACAGCGACCCAGAGCAAUCCAAGGAACUGGAGUUCCGCAUGCAGCUACCGGAGACUGCCUUCAUAUCAAACUUUUCCAUGUCAGUGAACGGGAGGACGUACUAUGGGGUUGCAAAAGAGAAGGCAGAGGCAGAGCAAGAGUUUGAGGAGAGGAUAAGUGCUGGGGAGAACGCUGGACUGGUUCAAUCAAGGGGUUCGGAAGUGUUUUCCAUUCGCAUCAACACAGCAGCAGACUCCGAGGCGACGUUUGUCCUCAAGUAUGAGGAGUUGAUUGUACGUCGUCGCUCCAAGUACAGCUACAGAGUCAACCUCAACCCUGGAUCAGUGGUAGAUGACUUUCAGGCUCGGGUUAGGGUCGUCGAUCCUCAAGGAGUUGUGGAAACGGCUGCGUCUGACUUUGUUUUGUCCCAAAGACUCUCCGAUACAGAAGUUGUGUUCUCCUACCAACCAUCAGCUGAUCAACAGAGAGAAGACUCGGCCAAAUAUGGGCUCGGGCGAGACCUGGAUAUCGAAUUUGAUGUUACUCCCACCUCUGUCAGUGUGGGAGAGUUUGUGGUGGACAGCAACUGCUAUUUUGCUCAGUUUUUCUCAAAGACUGGAGCCGAAGCGGUCCCUGUGGACCUGGUGUUUGUGAUUGACGUCUCUGGCUCAAUGUCGGGGACCAAGAUCACACAGACGAGAGAUGCCCUGGAGACAAUCAUCAAUCAGCUGCGGGACACUGACCGAUUCACAAUGCUCACCUUCUCCACCAACGUCAGGUACUGGCACGAGGAUCUUGUCUCUGCGAGCGAGUACCGAUUGGAAGGUGUCAUGUUUGCACAAUCACUGCAGGCCAGCGGCUCCACCAAUUUUAAUGCUGGACUUCUCGACGGGAUAGCAGUUCUGAAGAGGAGAGAUGAGUCCGCCAGCCAGGGCCGCAUACCUCUUCUUGUGAUGCUCACUGAUGGAGCGCCGACAGUGGGUGUGACUAAUGAAGACAAAAUUGUCGCUAACGCCGGGGAAGCCCUCACUGGCACGUCAAUCUCCCUCAACUGCCUUGGUUUUGGGCAAAACCUAAACUUUCAGCUGCUCGAGAGACUAGCUCUACAGAACGACGGGAUCGUGAGGACAAUCUACGAGGGAGAUGAUGCAGCGGAACAGUUGGAAGGGUUUUUCGACGAAAUUUCGACACCCGUCUUGCAAAACAUCAAGAUCUCCUAUGAUGAGAACUCGGUGAAAACUUCCUCCGCCACAGAGUUUCCUCUACUGUUUGAAGGUGGGGAGAUAGUGGUGGCGGGUCAGUGUAACAAGGACACACAGAAUAUCGAUGUGGAAGUUGUGGGAACAGGUACCGACGGUCAGGUGUCCUUCACUGCUGAAAUCAGUACCAAUCCAACUAGCAUCGUUGGAGACUACUCUCCAUCGACAGAGAGGCUCCAGGCGCAUUUACUAAUACAACAACUUCUCAACAGCCGACUGGCGUCAACCAAUCAGUCUGAGAUUAACGCCAACCUCCAAAAAGCUCUGGACCUUUCGCUGAAGUAUAACUUUGUCACGGAGCUUACGUCACUCAUUGUGGUAGAGGAGAUACCUGAGAUAGGCUCAGGGCCUGGGAAUGAGCCUCGGGCCGGGAAUGAGACCCUCAUUGGCGGUGGGAACGAUUUUGGUGACAAGGAAGAUUCUGUUAGCUCUCCAGUUACAAUGGACUCGGGAGCUGAGGCUUCAGUUGGGGCACUACCUGUCAUAUUAUCAGUAUCUCUGCUGGUUCUAAUCGUUUCAGCCAUUGUAGCCGUUGCUCUAGCUGCAGUGUUUAUCAAGAGAAGAAGAGCUACUCAUCAACGUCUUAAUGACAGCGUUACUCCACAGCAAUGCAUUGAAAAAGACACAGUCAUUUGA